Messenger RNA from Auxenochlorella protothecoides, 960 nucleotides. RefSeq names its product putative mitochondrial carrier C8C9.12c. Gene Ontology annotation, biological process: iron import into the mitochondrion. Gene Ontology annotation, cellular component: mitochondrial membrane. The coding region runs from base 1 to 960 and encodes 319 amino acids. NCBI's taxonomy places the organism in Eukaryota, Viridiplantae, Chlorophyta, Trebouxiophyceae, Chlorellales, Chlorellaceae. Gene Ontology annotation, molecular function: ferrous iron transmembrane transporter activity. The transcript is spliced from 6 exons. The record is from RefSeq and is a predicted model, not a curated record.
AUGCCUGAUAUGAAUGCGCGCAUGGAUGCUGAAGCCUCCAUAAGUGGGCAGGAUGAUGGAGAAUCGGUGUAUGAUGGGCUGCCCUUUUACCAGCACAUGAUGGCAGGAGCACUGGCUGGCAUCGGGGAGCAUGUCGUGAUGUUUCCAGUGGACACGAUCAAGACACGCAUGCAGGCCUUGGCCCACCCGGGGCAGCAGCUGCACCUGUCUGUCAGGCACGCGAUGCGGGCGGUGCUGAGGCGGGAAGGCGUGGCGGGGCUGUAUCGUGGAGUCACAGCAAUGGCCCUUGGCGCCGGACCCGGCCACGCGCUCUACUUUGCCACAUAUGAAAAGGCCAAGCACCUGUAUGGCGGCAACCGGAAGGGCCACCAGCUCGUUGCCACGGCGGGUGCAGGCGCCACCGCCACGAUCGUGAACGACGCGUGUAUGACCCCGUGGGACGUGGUGAAGCAGCGGAUGCAGGUGUCCCACAGCCCUUAUCGCAACAUCUUUCACUGCGCCAAGUCCACCUACCGACACGAGGGCCUGUCGGCCUUUUACAGAUCCUACUGGACCACGCUGGUCAUGAAUGUGCCCUACACGGCCCUUCAGUUCAUGCUAUAUGAAUCCAGUAAGAAGCUGCUGGUGGGCGAGGGCACGGCCGACGAGGAGGAAGAAGGCCUCAAAGUCCAGUUCGUCGCGGGGGGGAUCGCCGGGGGCACCGCCGCCGCCGCCACCACGCCCCUGGACGUGGUCAAGACCCGGCUGCAGCUGGAGGGGCUGGGCAGCGCCACACGGUACCAGACCAUGUCCGUGAUCCCGGUCAUGCGGCGCAUCGCCGGCGAGGAGGGCGCCGCUGCGCUGUGGAGUGGCUGGCGGCCCCGCGUGCUCUUCAACGCGCCGGCCGCGGCCAUCUGCUGGGGCGUGUACGAGACAUGCAAGACUUUCCUGGCGGGGGAUGACGUGGCGGACCAGGCUUGA